Trichoderma aggressivum f. europaeum is the source of this 669-nucleotide messenger RNA. RefSeq lists its product as uncharacterized. Bases 1 to 669 code for a protein of 222 amino acids. Gene Ontology annotation, cellular component: membrane; mitochondrion. Lineage: Eukaryota; Fungi; Ascomycota; Sordariomycetes; Hypocreales; Hypocreaceae. The transcript is spliced from 2 exons. The record is from RefSeq and is a predicted model, not a curated record. Gene Ontology annotation, biological process: mitochondrial respiratory chain complex I assembly.
AUGACGGAAGAACCUCGCCGGCAAAAGCUCAUCUCCCAAAAAGACCAUCGUCGCCGCAUCCUCAUGACGUCGAAGUCAAUAGGCCCCUUUGCUCAGGCGUGGUACAAGUGGAAGGCCCUGCGCCUCCCUUGGCGGCGGCGCUUUCUCAUUGCUGAGAACAAACCCGCCCAACUCACAUUCUUACUUCUUCUCCCAGGCUUUGAUCUCAAAGGCAACACCUUCUGGGAGUUCCGCAACACCCGCGGGACCAAGGAAUCCGGCGAGCGCUGGCGCCGCAUCGUCUCCUAUCCCCGAUCAACGCACUACUCCGAGGUCAAGGUCAGCCCGCAAUGGCACCAGUGGCUGCGGCACACACGGCGAGAUCCCCCGACGCUGCAAGAGCAGCACGAGGAGGUGGCGCGCCAGGAGAGGAUGAAGUACCUCGCCGCCGAGGCGGACGCGCGCUGGGAGGCCAAGCCUAGGGUCAUGGAGGCCCCGAGGGAACAGGAGAAGCUGCCGUUGGCCAAGGAGAGAGCGCCGGCAGACGAGGCGAGCGCGGCAUCUCCUCAGGCGAAGAAGACGGAAAAGGCAGAUGAAAAUGAUCCUUGGGCUAGGGCAAAAGCUCAGGGACCCGGCGAGAAAUGGCAACCUACGGCGUGGAACCCCGCGGCCACGAAGAGAAAUCGAUGA